CCCAUAGUACCAUAUUAUUCUCUAACAUCAAUCUUCCUUCGUUUGUUUGUUUGUUUCUUUCUCUCUCUCUCUCUCUCAUAUUGGUUCUUGAGAGACAUAUCCGUGGACCUCAAAAAAUAAAGAGGAUCUAGUAAAAAUGGGGAUAUAUUCUCUAAUCACAGGGAGAAGAGGACCAAGUGGGUUUGGUUCAGCUUCAACAGCCGAGGAGGUUACUCAAGGGAUUGAUGCAACUCAUCUCACUGCAAUUAUCACAGGAGGGACAGGAGGAAUAGGAAUGGAGACAGCAAGAGUAAUGGCAAAGAGAGGUGCUCAUGUGGUGAUUGGUGCCCGAAACAUGGGAGCUGCAGAAAACGCCAAAACUGAGAUUCUCAGACAAAACGCAAACGCACGUGUCACACUGAUCCACUUAGAUCUCUCUUCCUUCAAAUCCAUCAAAGCCUUUGUUCGCGACUUUCAUGCCCUCCAUCUUCCUCUCAAUAUCCUCAUAAACAAUGCAGGAGUUAUGUUUUGUCCAUACCAACUCUCUGAAGAUGGAAUCGAACUGCAGUUUGCUACAAAUCACAUUGGUCAUUUUCUUUUGACAAACUUGCUCCUAGACACAAUGAAGAACACUGCAAAAACCAGUGGUGUUGAAGGAAGAAUUUUGAAUCUAUCAUCUAUAGCUCAUAUCUACACUUACCAAGAAGGAAUCCAAUUCGACAGCAUCAAUGACAUUUGCAGUUACUCGGAUAAAAGAGCUUACGGCCAAUCGAAACUAGCAAAUAUAUUGCACGCAAAUAAGCUCUCGCGUCAACUUCAGGAAGAGGGAGUGAACAUAACAGUGAAUUCAGUCCACCCCGGUCUCAUCCUCACCAAUCUCUUCCAACAUACAGCUCUUUUAAUGAGUAAAUUUUUCUUUCUCUGUUUUUGUUCAGUUUAUAUUCUUUUCAUUUUUACUAUGAUCUAUUCUAACGUCCAUGUUUUCACAGGGUUUUUGAAGUUCUUCAGCUUCUACUUGUGGAAAAAUAUACCCCAGGGAGCAGCUACAACAUGUUAUGUUGCUCUUCACCCAAGUCUGAAGGAGGUAACAGGAAAGUACUUUGCAGAUUGCAAUGAAGUUACUCCAAGCAAACUUGCUAGAGAUGAGACUUUGGCACAAAAACUCUGGGAUUUCAGCGUUAAGCUAAUCAACUCUGUCUCUAAAAAGAACUACCUUGGUUUCGAAGACACAAGUUAAUGAUUAACAAGAAGAAUCUCUUGUUGUCGCGAAAAUGUGUGAGAUAUGAUUGUGAUGUUUUAAACAAAAAAAAAAGUUAUCAAGUGAAUAACUGAUGUUAAGCGUGAUAUUCAUAGCAUGUGCAAUAAAAAAUGGUUGUUAUUAUUAA
This is a messenger RNA of Raphanus sativus (radish), 1364 nucleotides long. RefSeq names its product short-chain dehydrogenase TIC 32 A, chloroplastic. The coding region runs from base 137 to 1216 and encodes 359 amino acids. The transcript is spliced from 7 exons. The record is from RefSeq and is a predicted model, not a curated record. NCBI's taxonomy places the organism in Eukaryota, Viridiplantae, Streptophyta, Magnoliopsida, Brassicales, Brassicaceae.